This is a messenger RNA of Pneumocystis carinii B80, 1084 nucleotides long. RefSeq lists its product as hypothetical. The transcript has 4 exons. The record is from RefSeq and is a predicted model, not a curated record. NCBI's taxonomy places the organism in Eukaryota, Fungi, Ascomycota, Pneumocystomycetes, Pneumocystales, Pneumocystaceae. Bases 42 to 1040 code for a protein of 332 amino acids.
GUUUAGCGGCUCGUUUGUUCUAUACUCUUGAAUUUUCAAAAAUGGGUCUAUUUUCCUAUUGUUUUAAGAAAAAAAGGUUAACAUCCUCUUCAAUAUUGUCCCAUCAAAGAGGUUUAUGGGUACGUUCUUCUUUAACCCAAGAUUUAUCAGGAUCUCCAUUGCCAUCACCAAUUGAUAAGUUUCCAUUUGUAUUUAAGCAUGCGCCAAAGGCACCGGCUUAUUCUCGUUUUUUUCCUCCUUCAAAAGACUUAAAACCUCUGACAUAUGUUUUUGAUUCUUUACAGAGUAUUUUUGCAACAUAUUCUUCAUAUUCAUCAGCAGAAGUUCGGUUUGGUAAAGAUUACUGGCCAAAUGAGUUCAGUAUAGGAGCAACAUAUGCUAUUGGCAAGUUUUUCCAGCUUCUUAAGGAGCCUAGAUCAAGAUUGUCUGAAAUUAUGACAGAGGAUUUACUUGUACUUCUUGAUGAAUAUAUUAGAAAGGAUAAUGAUGAGCCUUUGAGGCUACAGCCGUAUAUACGGCUGAAACAAGUGUAUAAUUCAAAGAUUCGUGCAGUAUAUGUCAAUUUUGGGUGCAAAGAUACAUUUAAAUGUCUUUCAGAGCUUGAAAAAUCAAAUGUAAAAGAUCCAAGAUAUAUUAGAAUAAGAUGGAAGACGUUUAAUAUUGGAUUGAAACUAACAUCAUAUGAAAAAGAUGUUCCAUCAUCAUUUAGUGGUAUUAAAAAUCUAUCUAUAAGGGAAAUGAAGAAGGGAGUAUCAUAUGCAGUGGAUUUAGAGAUAGAUGGUGAGUUUGAGACGGGUUAUUUUGAUUUUUUAGAUGGAAAAAAUGAAAAUAUUCUGCCCAAAAUUGUAAAUAAGGAAAAACGCACAAUAGUUGUGACAUUUCAAAGUCAACAUUGUAAUCCUGCAUGUAAAUUGUCUGUAGAGGAUGUAUAUGAUGAUGAUGAACUUGUUAAAGAAGGGGUUGAAUGGAAAAUAUCAGAUAUAGACUAUGUAAUAUUUGAAAAAAGGCUAAGAGAUAUUGAAAAUUUUGAAAAAGGAUAAGACGCUUUCAUAUUUGUUGACUUGGUUAUGAAAUAUUUUUAUAU